AUGGCCCACCAUUCAAUGGUGUCGGCGGCUGUGAAUAUCGAUCUUGAACAUGUACAGGGCAAUGAUGUCGAGCCAUCAGACGGCCCGGAGGAGAUCGUGGAGGAGAUGGAAGUGCAGCGCCAGACGAGCCACUCUACAAAUCCGUCCGGAAAGUCUGAGCGAGAGAAGGUCGAGGAGUUUACGAUGCAGCGCGAGAUUGAGCGCUUGCGCUCCUUCUAUUUCGUGCUCCAGCUGGCCUUUGCUACUCUUGCCUCUGGAGUUAUUCUGACGGCUUUGACAGAACUCAUGUGGAGAAAUCUCCCUGCUGGACGCACGACUGAGAGCAUUAUAUCUGGCCUGUCUGUCUUAGCAUGGUUUUUGACGUCUUCAUCGAUCACCAUUGUUUCGACUUGCCCGAUUGAUGAAGUGGACCUCAACUCCUUCAUGCAGUCUCGGCCAUUGGCAUGCGCUUUUCUGGCUAUCCCGCCAUUGUCAUCAUCUGCGCCACGGGUGUUGGAGAGGCCUUACGGGCGAUGGGUCUCCUGCCUCGUGGGGCUGGCUUUAUUAGUACAUGGCUGCACUUGCAGGAGGAGAUGUCUGCGAAAGUGCCCCAAACUCUGCAGACACCUUUGGCCCUCUUUUUGCACUCUGAUGGAGGUCUGGUACUUGGACACGAUGCUCGCGGGCACCUUGACCGAAAUAGCCUCGAAUGACCGCAUGCUCGCCUUCAAUAUUUGGUCGGCUGCGACUACUGCUCCAGCCUUCCUGCUGGAGGGAUGGUUGCGCUGGAGAGGGGUAAAGCCCACCUUACGAUUCUACAUGAUGAGCUAUGCUGCGCUGAUGAGCACCAGUGGUUACCAUGCAUGCAGAGGGAUUGAGAUGGCCCUUGGAUUCAGGGACUGGGAGGAGGGUCGACAGCUAGAUAUCGCCAUUAUUGCAGCCUUGUCCUUCGCUGCAAUGCUGCUCCUUCCACUUCUGGGUGUGCUGUUCUUCGGACGACGGCGGCUCUUUCGCCUGUUGUCGGAGUGGCUGGACCAGCGCCGUGGUCAAAAGCUCCAGGAUGGGGCCUUCAUGGCGAUGCUGCUGGACUCCUACCUGGUGGAGCUGGGACAGCCAUGGUGGCUGUCCACCGAGGAGCUUCGGGACCUACCCGACGUCUCCCAAGUCCCUGGGGUCCUCCGUCCUUCCUCCAGGCCUUUGACAGGCCACGCUGAUGGAAGGGGUACCGAAACUGGGCGUGCUGGAUUUCUCGUCGCCAAGGUCACGGCGGUGGCUGAGGACGGCAGCUUUUACGUGCAGACCGGAGAUGGGCGUCCGGAGGUCAAGGUCAAUCAGAAGCAGCAGGUCCUCCCUUGGCCAGAGCUGCUGAAGCUGGCAAGCAACGGUCUGCGCUGCGUUGACUGGGUCUCUCAGGGGCCCGCGGAUUGGAUGCAGAGCGCCGGUCCCGGCUUUAGACUCUCCCGGCAAGUGGCCAAGGGAGAAGUCAUCGACUUCUUUGUGUCCCACUCGUGGUCGGAUGGGCCAGAGAGGAAGUGGCGGGCCCUUCAGCUAGUGGCAGAGAUGUUCUACGCUCAGCAUGGGAGAUAUCCCACCUUCUGGGUCGACAAGUUCUGCAUCGAUCAGCGUGACGUGGCCGAUGGCCUUCGCGUGCUGCCGGUGAACGUGAUGGCUUGCAGGAAGGUCCUUGUGCUUUGUGGAUGCACCUAUCCUACCCGUCUUUGGUGUGCUUGGGAACUUUGUGUUUUGCUUUCCUUCAUGUCGCUGGAGAUGGCACUGAAACAGCUGGUGGUCAUGCCCUUGAGCCAAGUGUCCUUGGGCGAACUGGCGAAGUUUGACUCUUCGGUAGCCCGGUGCUACAACCCGAACGAGGAGCUCCGUCUCCGCCGUGUGAUCACGGCCAUUGGCCAGGUGCGCUUUGAGUCCAAGAUACGAGCUGUUGGACAGCUCAUCCUCGACAGGGAGCUGAACGGCCAAGGGCUGAUGAUGGAGAGCGCUGGCGGCAAUUUCGGAGAGCGCUUCCGCUAUCAGCUGAGCGAAUCCAGCUAUGCCUCCGAGCCUUGCGAGAGAGAAGACUCUUUGGUCCAGGAGGUGUUCUGA
Messenger RNA from Symbiodinium sp. CCMP2456, 2076 nucleotides. The record is from the annotation of a GenBank genome assembly. Lineage: Eukaryota; Dinophyceae; Suessiales; Symbiodiniaceae.